This is a messenger RNA of Archocentrus centrarchus (flier cichlid), 2085 nucleotides long. RefSeq names its product capping actin protein of muscle Z-line subunit beta (gene capzb). Gene Ontology annotation, cellular component: F-actin capping protein complex; cytoplasm. Lineage: Eukaryota; Metazoa; Chordata; Actinopteri; Cichliformes; Cichlidae. Gene Ontology annotation, molecular function: actin filament binding. Gene Ontology annotation, biological process: negative regulation of filopodium assembly; regulation of lamellipodium assembly; barbed-end actin filament capping. The record is from RefSeq and is a predicted model, not a curated record.
AUGCUCAUUUGGAGUCACAGUGCAGUAAAUGUUGUCUCUGCCGGUUGUGUGUUUCAGAAUGACCAGCAGCUGGAUUGUGCUCUGGACCUGAUGAGGCGUCUGCCUCCUCAGCAGAUUGAGAAGAACCUCAGUGACCUCAUUGACCUGGUGCCCAGUCUGUGUGAGGACCUCCUCUCCUCUGUGGACCAGCCCCUCAAGAUUGCACGGGACAAAGUGGUGGGGAAAGACUAUCUGCUCUGUGAUUACAACCGAGACGGCGACUCCUACAGAUCCCCGUGGAGUAAUAAGUAUGAACCUCCCAUUGAAGACGGUGCAAUGCCUUCAGCACGCCUGAGGAAACUUGAGGUUGAGGCAAACAAUGCCUUCGACCAGUACAGAGACCUGUAUUUUGAAGGUGGGGUUUCCUCUGUGUACCUCUGGGAUUUGGAUCAUGGCUUUGCAGGAGUUAUUUCAUUAAGAAGGCCGGGGGAUGGAUCCAAGAAGAUCAAAGGGUGUUGGGACUCCAUCCAUGUGGUGGAGGUGCAGGAGAAGUCCAGUGGUCGUACUGCUCACUACAAACUCACCUCCACUGUCAUGCUGUGGCUCCACAACGAAACUGGCUCUGGUACCAUGAACCUGGGUGGCAGCCUUACAAGACAGAUGGAAAAAGACGAGACAGUUGGAGAGUCCUCACCCCACAUUGCCAACAUCGGACGCCUCGUUGAAGACAUGGAGAACAAGAUUCGCUCCACACUGAAUGAAAUCUACUUUGGGAAGACCAAGGACAUCGUCAACGGCCUGAGAUCUAUUGAGUCUUUGCGUGACAACCAAAAGUACUGGCAGCUCCAAAAGGAGCUGUCACAGGUGCUCACCCAGCGUCAGACCUCCAUUGAAAAGGGGUCAAAGGAGUGUGCAGACUCUGGCUGACAAGUCAAAGCAGGAGGCUCUGAAGGUCGACCUGAUGGAGGCACUCAAACGCAAACAUAACAGCUAGAGAUGCUACUGUCGUUUUCCUCUCUCUCUCUCUCUCUCUCUCUCUCUCUCUUUCUGACUCUCUCUCUCUCUCUUUCUGACUCUCUCUCUCUCUGACUCUCUCUCUCUGACUCUCUCUCUGACUCUCUCUCUCUCUCUGUCUCAUCUCUGCCAUCUUUUCUCUGUUUCUUUACAUCUCUUCCUUCAUGCCUGUUUCAGUGCUGCACUCUUGUUUAUUUGUGGAAAAACAAAAAAGGAGAAAUGCUUAGCUUUUUUUUUUUUUUUUCUCUGUCUGGUUUUGUUUUCAUGCAUCUUAUCUGCCAUGAAGCCAUUCACUCACGCUCUGUUUGUCUUCUCCCCUCUCUUCUCUCUCUCUCUCUCUCUCUGUACCAUGUUAUGAUAGUAUGAUUAGUAUUAUCACGGUUAAUGAUAAUCUCGAGGGUCAUCGUAGUAAUAAAACCCGAUGUUCUCACAGCUGAUGUGUCCUCAGUCAAUUUGUAACGAGCGACUCUGGCCCUGUUCUUCCCCAAUGACGAGGACACAGACUGUGCAGUAGGUGGUGGAGAUUUGGCAGCGGUGUCAUUAUGUUCAUCAAAUUAUAUUCUUGCACCUAUUUUUGUCUGACACCCCCACCCCACUGAUAUAUUUGUAUAGAAUUAAAACUGUCCGUGUAUAACGAGUGGUUAUUCUUCUGGCCGAUGUAAAUGGUGCAAACAUGAGGGCGGCCUUUCUGUGUGAACAAGAAGGUUUUUACACUCUGUCCACAUGCAUGUGAGCCUUUGUGGAGCUGCAGAGGGUGGAAAUGUAAACUUCUCAAACAUAGGGAUGGACUCUUAUCACCGGGUACACCCUCAUCAUAAUCAACUCCCCCCCCCCCCCAAACACACACACACUGUAUAACAUGACAGUUGCUUCCCCUUUGUUCAGCCUGUUCACGUCUUCUCUCUCCUCACCUACUAUGUCUUUGUUGGGGGUCACAGUUUGUCUCGGUGUCACAGUGGAAACCUGUGUUUCCAUUUUGGAGGGGAAUCUUUGUUGUAUUUUUUUUUUUGUUUGUUUGUUUUUAUUUUGUAAAGCUUAUGACUCAUAUUGUAUUAGAGCCUCCAGCAACAAUAAAAAUUGUAAAAAGCUACA